AUGGAGGUUGCAUAUCGUAUUCGUUUGACGGCAAUUUUAGAUAUGACUCGUUUUCUUUUUAAGCAAGGUUUACCUUUCCAUGGAAAUGAUGAGUCUUCAAAUUCACUAAACAAAGGCAAUUUUCUUGAGUUGCUUGAUUGGUAUAGCCUACGAAAUGAAGAAGUUUGGAAGACAGUCAAUCAAAAUGCCCCUGGAAACAAUCAAUUGACUUCCCCAAAAAUUCAAAAGGAGUUGGCAAAUGCUUGUGCAACGGAGAUUACACUUGUUAUUGUUGAUGAUAUUGGGGAUAAUUAUUUUUCUCUUAUGGUUGAUGAAGCCCGAGAUGCUUCAAUAAAGCAACAAAUGGGAGUUGUUUUACAAUAUGUGAAUAAGAAUGGACAUGUGAUAGAGCGAUUCCUUGCAUUGGUUCAUGUGCCUGAUACCUCUGUAAUUUCUUUAAAGAAUGCCAUUGAUUGUUUAUUUGCUAAACACAAGUUGUCUCUUUCGAGGUUAAGAGGGCAAGGAUAUGAUGAGGCUUCAAAUAUGCGAGGUGAAUUCAAUGGUUUGAAAGCACUUAUUUUAAAAGAAAAUCCAUAUGCAAGAUAUGUACAUUGUUUUGCUCACCAACUACAAUUAGUGGUUGUUGCGGUUGCUAAAGAGAAUCGAAUUGUGAGUGAUUUUUUCCAAUAUGUUAAUAUGAUUGUUAAUGCCACCAGAGCGUCAUGUAAAAGGAGAGAUCAACUUAUGCAACAUCAUCAUGAUAGAUUGGUUGAGCAAUUGGAGAAGGUGGAGAUAGUCAGUGAGGUACUCCAAAAUGUGCAUGAUGAUGGGGCUUCUACUAACAAUAGAGGCAUAGUGCCAAGUUUGAUUGACAAAAUGGAGAAUUACCAGUUUGUAUUUGUGAUGGAGACAGGAUGGGAGGAGUUUUUGGGAGAAGUUACCUCUUUUUGUAAGGGUAACUCAAUUGAUGUGCCUAAUAUGGAGGAUAAUAUGCCAAUUCGUGGUCGUUCUAAGCGGGAAGGACAAUUCAUUACUCAUUUUCACCAUUAUCGUGUUAUUGAUUUGAUUUCUCAAGAAAUGCUCAACCGCUUUCCUGAAGCUAGCACGGAGUUACUUCUUUUGGUAUCAUGCCUUGAUUCUAGGGACUCAUUUUCUAAAUUCAACAUCCAUAAGCUACUCCGUCUUGCAGAGUUGUACCCUGAAGAUUUCUCAGGGACUGAACACAUGAUGCUUGAGGAUCAACUUGCUACUUUCAUUUAUGAUGUGCAACAUAAUGAUGAUUUUGCAAAUAUCAGAGACUUGGGAGGUUUUGCUAUAAAGAUGGUUGAUACCGGCAAAUGUACUAUUUUUCCCCUCAUUUAUCGUCUUAUUGAGCUGCCAUUGGUUUUUCCAGUUGCGACAGCUAGUGUUGAGAGGGCAUUUUCGGCGAUGAAUAUUGUGAAAUCUGACUUGCGCAACAAAAUGGGAGACGAGUGGAUGAAUGAUAGCAUGAUUGUCUAUAUUGAGAAAGAGGUUUUUGCAACUAUUGACAAUGAGGCAAUCCUACAAAUGUUUUCAAAAAAUGCAAACUCGCCGUAUUCAGUUACCUCCUUUAAGUAG
Molecule: messenger RNA, 1578 nt
Organism: Dioscorea cayenensis subsp. rotundata (Guinea yam)
Lineage: Eukaryota; Viridiplantae; Streptophyta; Magnoliopsida; Dioscoreales; Dioscoreaceae
Product: zinc finger MYM-type protein 1-like
Exons: 4
Coding region: 1-1578 (525 amino acids)
Molecular function (GO): protein dimerization activity
Source: RefSeq, a predicted model, not a curated record